This is a messenger RNA of Lecanosticta acicola, 2332 nucleotides long. NCBI's taxonomy places the organism in Eukaryota, Fungi, Ascomycota, Dothideomycetes, Mycosphaerellales, Mycosphaerellaceae. The record is from the annotation of a GenBank genome assembly.
AUGAACUCGAAGAGAGCAGCCGACGCGCACCGUUGGUGGAAAGAGGCCGUGGUCUACCAGAUAUAUCCCUCUUCUUUCAAAUCGACUGGCUCCGGAAAUACGCCAGGAUGGGGCGACAUCAAAGGCAUCACCUCCAAGCUAGACUACCUUCACGAACUCGGCGGUAUCGCAUUCAGCUUCCUCAUCCACCGACGCCAUAUGUACUGACUAGAUUGCAGUGGACGUCGUAUGGCUCAGUCCGGUAUACAAAUCGCCACAGGCGGACAUGGGCUAUGAUAUCUCAGACUACAAGGACAUCGAUCCCAAGUAUGGAACUCUCGAAGAUGUGGACGAGCUCAUUCAAGGCUUGAAGCGGCGCAGCAUGAAGCUCAUGAUGGACUUGGUCGUCAAUCACACCAGCGAUCAACAUGCCUGGUUCCUGGAUUCCCGGUCGUCGAAGGAUAACAAGCAUCGAGACUGGUAUGCUGAGAACUUUCGCCCCCUAUCGAGUCCGGGUCUCUACUGAUAGGUGGUUUUCAGGUACAUCUGGAAGCCGCCAAAGUUCGACAAGGAUGGCAAUCGGCAGCCGCCAAAUAAUUGGUGUCAACUGCUAGGAGACGCCAACUCGGCCUGGACGUGGGACGACAAGACGCAAGAAUACUACCUGAGCUUGUUCACUCCUGAGCAGCCUGAUCUGAACUGGGAGACCCCAGCUGUGCGGGACGCAGUACACGACGUCUUGCGCUUCUGGCUCGAGCGGGGCGCGAGUGGCUUCCGCAUGGACGUAAUCAACCAUAUCUCCAAGGACCAGAGGUUUCCAGAUGCAGAUGUGGUGGAUCCUAGCAGCAAAUACCAACCCGGAGACAAGGUGCGCGAGUUCUCAACGAGAGGUUUUGGCUGUGCUGAUGCACGUCCAGUUCUUCGCAAAUGGGCCACGCCUCCACGAAUUCCUGCAGGACAUGAACAAGAAGGUCCUCUCAAAGUACGACUCUAUCACAGUUGGGGAGAUGCCAUUCGUGCAUGACGAAGAUGAGAUACUCCGUGUGGUGGGCGGAGAGCGUAACGAGCUGAACAUGAUCUUCAUCUUCGAGAUUGUCGAGAUUGACAACAUUCCUAACGGCCCGCGGAUGACUCUUCGUAAGCUACGAGUUCACGAAGACAAGACAAAGCACUAACUUUGCGAUCAGGACCCUUCGAGACAAAGAAUCUCAGAGAUGUUGUAACUAGAUGGCAGAACGUGAUGCGUGAGAAGGGUGGAUGGAACUCGAUCUUUAUCGAGAAUCAUGUAUUUCUUUCACAUGACCGUCCCUCGUCAUGUUGUACAGGCUAACUUUCCCAGGACAACCCGAGGUCAGUCUCACGUUACGCCGAUGAUUCUCGAGAAUAUCGUGAGCUUGGAGCCAAGCUGCUCGCCAUGAUGCAAACGACACUCAGUGGGACUUUGUAUGUCUAUCAGGGCGAGGAGAUUGGGAUGGCUAAUGUUCCUCUGUCUUGGCCGGUCGUGAGUACAUGGGUCCCAAUUUGUCCGCGUAAGCUGACAAUUUUCCAAGGACGAGUACAGAGAUAUAGAAGCUAUCAAUUAUGUGAGCCAGCAUCAAGCUUCAAGCACCGUUCUCGAAAAUGGACACUAACCUAUCUGCAGUGGAAAAAGAUGCAAGAGCUCAGUGGCGGCGAUGAAGAGAAACUGCGACAUGCCAAGGAAAUCAUGCAAAGAAAAGCCAGAGGUGAGCAUCCCGCAGGGUGUAAGCGUGUUCGAGACCUUCCUAGUAACGCCCUUCCAGAUCAUGCCCGUACACCUGUUCAGUGGGACAGCGGACCGAAUGCGUAAGUACGACCACGGAAUGAUCUGACACUGUGGCUGAUUCAGAGUGAUCUGAAGUGGGUUCUCCAAGGAAAAGCCAUGGAUGCGGGUGAAUGACGACUACAAGACAGUCAACGUCGAAGCACAACGUUCCGCCAACGAUCCUGACGAGUUGAGCGUUCUGCAGUUCUGGAAAAGGGGGCUUGAGAAUCGCAAGAAGCACAGAGAUGUCUUCGUCUACGGCGAGUACAUGCUUCUCGAUGGGAAUCACAAAACGGUCUUUGCGUACAAGAUGGCAGGCAAGGACGAAGCAUUUGUGGUCGCCCUGAAUUUCUCGGGCGAGGCCGUCGACUGGCAGAUACCGAAGAGCGCAAAGGUAUCGAAGUGGGUGGCUGGCAACUACACUGCCGGAGAGCAGGGCAAGAGUUGCGAAGGGACGGUUCAGAUGCGUCCCUGGGAGGUAAGACGUGACAUCUCGUGUACGUGCGACGUACGAGAGUAUCAUUGCUAACUAAGCGACCUCAGGCCCUCCUCGGUGUUUCGGAGCCGUGA